Caenorhabditis bovis is the source of this 1371-nucleotide messenger RNA. Lineage: Eukaryota; Metazoa; Nematoda; Chromadorea; Rhabditida; Rhabditidae. The record is from the annotation of a GenBank genome assembly.
AUGACCGUUUCAGUGACAACAUUCGUGCUUGUUGCAUUGUUCGGUUCGAGCUCAUGGAUGGGAACAAACAGCGUUUGGGUCGAACUGCCGCUAUUAACAUCAGAGCUGCCGGAAGGCUGGAGUCUUCCAAGUUUUCUCGCCGCCGUUGUUCAGGUGGCUUGUAUAGCACCCCUAGUGUAUACAGUAGUUCAUAAAGGUGUGAAAUCGUUCACACUUCCCACAGCAAAGCUGAUAUUCAUGUUUCUAUCGUUAGCAUGCAUAUGCCAACUUGGUAUGUGUUUUUUUUGGAACAAACAUGGUGACUUAUUUGGCGCCGACCGCUCCUGGCCGCUCUAUCUUCUACUUUUCGGGCUCGCCAUUGUCAACGCAAUUUCCAGUGUAUUAUUUAUGCCAUUCAUGGCCCAAUUUCAUCCGGCUUACUUAAACGCUUAUUUUGUUGGAAUGGGUUUCAGCUCCUUAGUUCCUAGCAUUCUAUCGCUUAUUCAAGGCACUUCAAACUACGAAUGUGACAAAAAUGGCAAUCCAAAUUAUUUUCCACCGCGAUUCUCUGUAUCGGUGUUCUUUUUCAUUAUUUUCGCGUUUACGUGUGUCGCGUUAAUAGCGUUCACAAUUUUGUACAUAACUGGAGAGCAUAGGCAUUCAUCAUCAGGUGAGAAAAAAGCUCACGAAGGAACACCGCUGAAGAUGUGCUCACAAUCUCCAUGUCCCUCGCCACCACCAGAAGAGGAUAGUAAUAUUGAGAUUCAUGAAACAGGAGCGCCAGCUAUUGAUGGAAUUGUCACUGAAAUUGAGAGCUCACACGUUCAUGUAACUAGCAUUGACAGUGAUCCCAAUAGUGUUGAUUAUAUCACCGGCGUGAAGUAUGGGCUUCUACUGUUAGCAACAGCUCUUGUAAAUGCUCAAAUGAAUGGUGUGAUUCCUAGUAUUCAAAGCUACGCAUCACUUCCUUAUUCUCAAGCAACAUAUCAUUAUGGAAUCGCGUUUUCCAAUGUUGUCUCUCCAAUAAGCUCAUUCUUGCCAUUUUUCAUAUCGAUCAAAAACUUACCGAUUUUGGGAGUUCUUACGGUGUGCUCCUCGAUCGUCACCGGAUUCGUCGUGUUUCUGGCAGCGCUUUCACCAAAUCUUAUAUUUAAUUCAGUCACCUGGGGAAGUACGCUUUCGAUUGGAAGCUGCUUAAUCGCCGCUGGACUCCAUUCAUAUCUUCGCGUUGUAUUCGCUUCAAUCCUUCGUGAAGGCCACCAAUCCGAAUCGCGUUUGUUCUGGUGCGGCGUCUUCAUUCAGAUUGGCUCUUUCAUCGGCUCCGCUGUGAUGUUUCCACUGGUCAAUGUGCUCAAAUUAUUCAUCUCAGCACCACCUUGUCGAUCAAAUUAA